UUUACUUUUGGUCGAUGGCGUAAAUUCGGACCCGAUUCCCUCUCUACAGCUGUCUCAAAAGUCGUCAUCAUCUCUCUCAAUUCUCUUUCCUCUGCUCCUUCACUGUCCUGUUUUUCAGACCCAUUUUUGAAAUUCAUCGACGAUUUCGAUUUCUGUUUCUUUGUUUUUGGGUUCUCUUCUUGCAAUCGACGCCUCCCCUGUUGUGUUCUUCUUCUUCCUCCUUCCAUUUCCUCCACUUGAUUCGUAAUGUGUGUUUGUUCUGAGGGCUUUUAAUUCGAUUUCUUCAACACCCAUUUCGGAGCUAUGAAGAAUUUCUGACUUGGGAUUUCUUUGUUGUGUAGUUUGAUUACAUUCUGUAAGUCUUUUUGUACACUUUUUCCUUUUCCUGUUUCCUUCUGGGUUUUGAUCACUGUUCUUCGGGGUGGUUUUAAUUUUCUCGACCCAUGUUGUAUACAUUGAUGAUUCAUUCAGAUCUCUGGUUAUAGUUUGGUUUUCUGCAAUCUACGCUCUCGUUCUGUUUCUUCGUUCUGUUGAUUUCAGUCACCUGAUUCGUAAUGUGCACGAGUUUUGGGGUUUGAUUCAAUCUGCUUGUUGCUUUGAAAGGAAGAAGAAUCUGACACUUUUGAGUUUCUUUGUUAUUUGGUUGCUUUAUAAGCGUGUUUUUAGCUGAUGGACAAGGAAAAGCCCCAAUGCCAUGGGGGAGGAUUUAUGCACCAAUCAAGUCGUUACACGGGGUUUUCAUCUGCUGAAACUAGUUUCAAUGGAAAAUCUGAAGCAACCUCGUCUUCAAUGUCAUUCCCUCCAUUGGCUCCGAGUACUAAUUCUGAUUGGGGUCAAUCUGGCCGUGGAAUGUCUACCGAUUCCACUCGGUUUAGCAAUGAUAUUAGUCGGAUGCCUGAAAAUCCUCGGCGAAAUGUUGGUCAUAGGCGUGCCCAUUCAGAGAUCCUGACCCUCCCAGAUGAUAUUUGUUUCGAUAGUGAUCUUGGCAUCAUUGGUGGGGCUGAUGGGCCUUCUCUUUCUGAUGAUACUGAGGAAGAUUUGUUGUCAAUGUACCUUGACAUGGAUAAAUUCAAUUCCUCGACUGCUACUUCUGCAACUCAAGUGGGUGAUUCAUCCUCCCCUCUUGUAGAAGCUGCAGCAACUUCUACAGAUGAUAUUGCUGUUGGUUUGAAGGAGAGGCCGAGAGUUAGACAUCAGCAUAGCCAGUCCAUGGACGGCUUGACAAACAUUAAACCUGAGAUGCUUGUCUCUGGGUCUGAAGAAGCCUCUGCAGCUGAUACCAAGAAAGCCAUGUCAGCUGCAAAGCUUGCUGAGCUUGCGUUGAUUGACCCUAAACGUGCAAAAAGGAUAUGGGCAAACAGACAGUCAGCUGCACGGUCAAAGGAAAGAAAGAUGCGGUACAUUGCUGAGCUUGAACGGAAAGUUCAAACAUUGCAAACAGAGGCAACUUCUUUGUCUACUCAGUUAACCCUAUUACAGAGAGAUGCAAAUGGUAUCACUGCUGAGAACAGUGAACUAAAGCUGCGGUUGCAGACAAUGGAACAGCAAGUUCACCUGCAAGACGCUUUAAAUGAAGCACUGAAAGAAGAAAUUCAGCAUUUGAAAGUCCUGACUGGCCAAGCAAUGCCAAACGGUAGAUCAAUUACAAACUUUGCUUCCUUUGGAGCCAGCCAACAAUUCUAUCCUCCAAACAAUCAAGCAGUGCAUACUUUGUUAACUGCACAGCAGUUUCAGCAACUUCAAAUACAAUCCCAACAGCAACAGCAACAGCAACAGCAACAGCAUUUUCAGUACCAGCAGCUGCAUCAGCUUCAGCAACAACAGGCUGGAGACAUCAGAAUGAAAGGAUCCAUAUCUCCUCAAAGCUCAAAAGACUCUGCAUCGGACACGAAGCCACCUAGCACUGGUUGAAAGAUCUUCAUGACCAAGUACGUCGAGAAUAGAUUAUUUUGUAAAGAAAUGAUAUGGCUCAUUGUCCGAGAACAUUAUUGUUAGAAGUCAAUUUUAGUUUCAUUCAAUACUUAGAUAGCACAUUACCCUUCCUGUAGGCAUGCAUACAUUUUGCUUUCCAAACGCACGGUCGUUCCCUCAAGCCAUGCUCAUUUGUCUUUUUGAAGUUCAUUAUCUGUAGACAACAAAGUGGUAGAUGAUUUGUUAUUAGUUUGUGGAUAUUACAGUUGCUGAUGUUAUUCCUAUUUUGUCAUUACUUAUUUGAAAGCACGGAUAUGGAUAUGAGAUAUGAAUAUGAUGA
This is a messenger RNA of Benincasa hispida (wax gourd), 2251 nucleotides long. Its product is annotated as putative transcription factor PosF21. Lineage: Eukaryota; Viridiplantae; Streptophyta; Magnoliopsida; Cucurbitales; Cucurbitaceae. The record is from RefSeq and is a predicted model, not a curated record. Gene Ontology annotation, molecular function: DNA-binding transcription factor activity. Gene Ontology annotation, cellular component: nucleus. Gene Ontology annotation, biological process: regulation of DNA-templated transcription.